AUGGACACCAUGAUCCCACAACGCCCCCUCCCAUCAAAAGAUGCCCUCAAACAAUUCUACCUGCAUAAAACCCUCGCUGAAAUCCCUAAGCCCGCCGCCGUCCUAGACCUAGCCAUCAUCAAACGCCACUGUAACUCAAUGCUCCAAACAAUCCAAACCCUGGGCGUAGGCUUUCGAGCCCACGUCAAAAGUCACAAAUCUAAAGGCCACAAAGUGAACAUCCUGUAUGGAAUCCCACUCGUCCCAUCCCAGGUUUCCCGGUUGGCCCUUGCAGCGGCAGAGCUUGGGCCGGACAGCGUCUCGGUGAUGAUUGAUCACCCCGACCAAAUCAAGUUUCUGGAUACCUUUGCCCGGAUUACGGGGUUCGCAGCGGGGGUGUUUCUCAAGGUUGAUUGUGGGUAUCAUCGGGCUGGGUUGCCGCCGAGGGCGAUGGACAAGGGGGGUUUAUUUUCGAAACUUGGGGAAAUGGAGAAGACGGGAGCGGGGAGAUUGGUCGGGAUUUACUCGCAUAGUAGUUUGAGUUAUGGGGGACGGAGUAAGGGGGAUGCACUCAGGCAUUUGAGGGGGGAGGUUGAGGCUUGUUUACUUGCGUUGGAUUCCUAUGCGGGGGUUUUGCCCGUGGAUAGGGAGUUGAUUGUUAGUGUGGGUGCAACACCGCAGGUUGUUGCUGCAGAGUCUGUGGCUGAGGGGGAUGAUGCUGAGUUUGAGGAGCUGAAGAAGUUUUUGAAGGAGCCGGACACGGGGGCGUUUAAGGGACGGGUUAGAGUUGAGUUGCAUGCGGGCAAUUACCCGUUGCUGGAUAUGCAGCAGAUGAGUACGAAUGCGGGGGGUGUACGGGAAAAGUUCUUUGAUGAGGUAGGUGUUUGUGUGGUGGCCGAGACUUGCAGUGUGUAUAAUGAUGGGGAGCGUGAGUAUCCGGAGGCCUUGGUUGCUGUGGGCACUUUGGGGAUGGGGCGGGAGCCUGUCCGAGUUAUAAAGGAUGGGGGGUUUCAGGAGCACAGUAUUCUGAGGUGGGAGUCGGAGGAUGUUGCAAAGAAGAUCCCACUGGGUGUUGGUCAGACUGUCAAGAUUUAUCCCAACCAUGCGUGCAUAACGGGUGCGAUGUACGGGUGGUACUUGGUGGUUGACUCGAGCAGUGACCCCGAUUCUACAAAGAUAGUUGAUGUCUGGGUUAGGUGGUUGGGAUGGUAA
Molecule: messenger RNA, 1191 nt
Organism: Aspergillus bombycis
Lineage: Eukaryota; Fungi; Ascomycota; Eurotiomycetes; Eurotiales; Aspergillaceae
Exons: 3
Coding region: 1-1191 (396 amino acids)
Biological process (GO): D-serine catabolic process
Molecular function (GO): D-serine ammonia-lyase activity
Source: RefSeq, a predicted model, not a curated record